Dichotomopilus funicola is the source of this 1326-nucleotide messenger RNA. RefSeq names its product transcription factor Tfb4-domain-containing protein. NCBI's taxonomy places the organism in Eukaryota, Fungi, Ascomycota, Sordariomycetes, Sordariales, Chaetomiaceae. Gene Ontology annotation, cellular component: transcription factor TFIIH core complex; transcription factor TFIIH holo complex. The coding region runs from base 1 to 1326 and encodes 441 amino acids. The record is from RefSeq and is a predicted model, not a curated record. The transcript has a single exon. Gene Ontology annotation, biological process: regulation of DNA-templated transcription; nucleotide-excision repair.
AUGAGCGUUCAGGAUGCGGUCGAUGCCUCCGAGCACUACGAGGUGUACAAUACCGACGAUAUUCCAUCGCUUUGCACCAUUAUUAUCGACACCAACCCGCGCGCGUGGUCUGCCAUCGCCGAUGUCCUCCCCAUUUCCAAGGCCAUCGCAAACAUUCUCGUAUUUGUCAAUGCGCAUCUCGCCUUCAGCAACUCGAACCAAGUCGCCCUGAUCGCAGCCCAUACCAACCGCGCCGUAUGGCUCUACCCAACACCACCACAACCCGCGCCGUCCCAGCAGGAUGUCGAUAUGCAAGACGCCGGCCACGGCGCCAAGUUGGCCUCGGCGAACAAGUACCCGCAGUUUGCGCAGAUCGAGAAUUCGCUGUUGACCUCCCUCCGAGCCCUUGUCCACGACACCGUCGACGCCGACCUCUCCUCGACGACCACCCAAAUAUCAGGGGCCCUCACCCUUGCCCUCGCACACAUCAACAAGACCGCUCUCUCCUUCACCGCCUCCUCAACUGCCGCGAAUGCGGUCAACACCACCGGCACCGCGAUGAUCGCAGGUUCAACUGUCGGCCCGACACCCGUAGCCAGCACAUCGACCUCCGGCGGGGGCUUGGCUGGCGUGCACGCGCGCAUCCUGAUCCUCUCUGUCAGCGAUAGCGCCCCUGAGCAAUACAUCCCCACGAUGAACGCCGUGUUUGCGGCCUCCCACGCCCGCAUCGCUAUCGAUACCUUAUCAUUACGCGGGAGCGCCACCUUCCUCGAACAAGCCAGCUUCAUCACGCGCGGGACCUUCAUACGCGCCACCGAGCCCCGCGGCCUCCUCCAAUACCUCAUGUUUGGCUUUGGCAGCGGUUCGGCCCCCUCCAACCCAACCAGCCACAGCGAGGCCGACGCAGGCAAAGGCCCUGACAAAUCCAAAUCCGCCACCGCUACCGCCACCGGUUCCGGAACCACCACCGCCAACAACAAAAACAACAACAACAGCAGCAGCACCACCAACCAACCCCCCAGCGCCCGACUCGGCCUCGGCGCCAGCGUCUCCGAGCUUCUCUACACACCAAGCGCCGACGCCGUCGACUUCCGCGCCGCCUGCUUCUGCCACCGCAACGUCGUCGACACAGGCUUCGUCUGCUCCGUUUGCCUCAGCAUCUUCUGCAGCGUGCCCGAUGGCGCCGAGUGUCUGACCUGCGGCACGGUGCUGGUACUAGGCGAGUAUGGGAAGGCGCCUGUUGUGGCGGUUGGGGGGCCAGCGGCGGCGAAAGAUGUUGGUGCAGGUGGUGGGGAUGGUGUUGGGAAAGGGGGGAAGAGGAAGGCGGGUGUUAAUGGGGAGGUGUAG